CAUUCAUACGUAUAAUAUACUCCGCUACCUGUUUGUCAGCCCAGUGCACGUAGAGCCGAGACUCGAUUACCUCUCUCUCUCUCUCUCUCUUCACCGUCACUCUCAUUCAUCCUUUUGCUCUCCCUCUCUCUCCUUCUCCUCACCUCUCCGUGCUCUCCCCGUUUCCAGUCAUUCACAAUCGGAGGACAUCACCACCUGCAACCAGAUCUUCAUAUUGAGAAGAAAGAAGAAUCAGACAUUCAUCUGAGCCAGCUAAGCAUCAGUGUGUGGCAGCAAGACUGGCUGAGUGCUUCAUGAUGGAAUACUUUACAUCAGCAUGCCAGAGGACUUCCUCCACAGCACACGACCUAUCACACUUGCAUUCUUCAAUGCCACCAUUCUACAUUUGAUGGCAUUCUUUUGUCAAGAAAUAAAAUUUGAAUACAGCAAGUGAAAAUUAUGAAGCUUGACAGUCAAGCAAGGUGGAUAAACUGGUAGAAUUCACUUACAUUAAACCCCUUACUCAGUUAAUGACUUGGCUUUAAUUCUGUAGCCUGGCUCAGGCAGACGCAUCCCACGUGUCCACCUGAGGCUGUCCUUCCAUUUUAUGGAGGCCUUGCAUAGUCGCCUGACGACUGGGGAGCAGACCGGAGGUCAAGAACAUUGUCAGCCAGAGUCUCCUCAGCGAGGCCCACAGCCCAAGUCUCCCUCCCAGCCUCGUCAGCAACAGAAAACCGGCUCCCCAAAGCCCCAUGGCACACAACAGCAGCCCAAACAGUCCAGAAGACAGAACCCUGAACGUAAACGUCUCAGGCACCAGCGGCAGAGCAUUGACUCAGAUACGUCGCUGGACACCAAAAAUGAGGCAACGACAGCAACAAAAGCCACCGCAGUUUCUAGUUUGCCAUCAGGAGUCCUACCUUCUACAGCAGGGGGCCAAUCCCAGUCUAAACCAGAAACCCAGGAAGACACCCCAAAACAGAAACGUGAGCGUAAGCCUCAGAGGCCAGGCAAAUAUGUUUGCACAUACUGCGGCCGUGCAUGUGCAAAGCCUAGUGUCCUACAGAAGCAUAUUCGCUCCCACACAGGUGAGAGGCCCUAUCCCUGUGCUCCAUGUGGCUUCUCUUUUAAGACCAAGAGUAACCUGUACAAGCACCGCAAGUCACAUACCCACAGGGUGAAGGCAGGUUUGGCACUUGGGGAGCCAAAAUCUUUAGAGGAGCAAGUCACUGAGUCAGAGGAUGAAACACGACAGCUGUCAUCAGCUUCUUCUCUUACAGACAGACAAGGCAGUGUAGCUUCAAUCAAAAAUUGUGAAACAGACGUGGCCAAAGACUGCACUGGACUAAACAAUGACUCCUACGCAGUUAAAAAGAGACUAGCCCUGCGUCUAAGUAGAGGAAAACACGCUCCUCAAGACUCCUCUGAUGAAAAGACCUCAUCUCUAGUAUUAGGUAGUAGAGGCAGUACAGAAUCCGGCUAUUUCUCUCGCUCUGAAAGUACUGAACAAUCACAGGACAGCCCACCUAACACAAGUGCCAAAAGCUAUGCAGAGAUCAUCCUCGGUAAAUAUGGACGCCUGGGACACCUACAGAGGAUGUCUCGUCAACAUAACCAGCAUCCCUCUGGUCAAGAGGACAAAAGCAUCUCAUUCACAGUGCCCAAGAAGCAGGUCAUUGACCAUAUCACCAAACUCAUCACCAUCAAUGAGGCAGUGGUGGACACCAGUAAAAUCGACAGUGUAAAACCAAGGAGAUUCUCACUCUCCAGAAAGAACAGUGGGGAGUCUCAGAAGAGUUCAUGUAUAAAAGAAGCACUUAUUCAUAGCCCGAAAGCUGGCGAUUUGGGCUAUAAAAACAGUGGGUCUAUCACUAUGGGAGUUCCGUGUGAAAAAUUUCAUCAUCCAUCCUUAAAUGUGGAGCAGCCAGCUGGCCAAACGUCUACCGCCCCUCUGGUGAGAAGUCAUUCAAUGCCAUCUGCAGCUAGUUCGUUUGACUCCUCCAGUGGCGGCCCCAGCAAAUUCCGUCUAAGUCAUUCCUUUGAUGAACGGCAGCCAUCUGAAACACAGCCUUCCCGUCGUUAUGGGAUGCUAAGACGGCAGCCUGCUAUUGAAAUCCCACUUGGUGCCGAACUUACUAAAGAGGAACAUGAGGGUUCUCAUUCAUUUUACUCUGACGUAACCACUGUGCCUGACCAUCAGCAAAGUCAACCGCAGCCAUAUGAGUGUGAGGCCUGUGGCACUGGGUGCAAAGAUUGGGAAGGUUAUAAGAAACACAAGCAAAGUCUGUGCCUAGCACACCAUCCCAGAAAUGAAGUGGUAGUUAGUCAAAUGGAGUGCUCACAGCUAAUUAACCAUGCAGUUAGAGCAGGAUCAUCAACAAUGCGCAAAAGAAGGAAAGAGGAGAGUUUUGAAUUUGAUGACCCCUCCUCUCCUUCAUUACCCUCUCCUGCCCUCUUGUCAGGACCGUGUAAAGAUGAAAGCAGUGUAGCUUAUGAGGGCCCUAGAAGGCCUGCACUGCAAACCUGUUCAGUAAUUCAACAUACCAGUUCAUUUGAAAAACAGGAAUCUUUGUGCAAUGAAAAUCAAAGUGCGGAGGUGACAAAGAACUCGCCACCACAUGAUGAUUAUCAGCUGGUGCCACAGAAACAACCCCAACAGCAGUUGACAAAACUAACAACCCGAAAACUGGUCCGCCAGCACAGUGUACAGGUUCCAGAAAUACUUGUGACAGAAGAUUCCAACACGAGUGCAGACACCUCAGUAGAGCCAACCUCCACUACAAAACAUUCAGAGAAACCGGAUGAAUUUCAGUGGCCACAGAGAAGCCCGUCUCUAGCACAGCUCCCUAUUGAAAAGCUUCCUCCAAAAAAGAAGCGUUUACGUCUAGCUGAGGCUGCUCAGUCCUCUGGGGAAUCCAGUUUUGACUCUAUAUCGUUGCCCCGCAGCCCUAGUCAGGACAGUAGUGCAUCAUAUGCAUCCAGUCGUUCCACAUCCUUUGAAGAGCCCAAUAGGCCAGAUAUGGAGAGAGCAACAUCAACACCACUGAGGAGAUCAAGAGCUCCUCACAUGUUGACGGUGCCUGGGGUGCAUCAGCACAGAGAGAUGAGGCGAUCAGCAUCAGAGCAGGCCCCUCAUGACCCACAACCAAGCGUCCUAAUGGCUGAGACCCGCAGUAAAUCUUUUGAUUACAGUUGCCUGUCCCCUGAGCGCUCGGCAGUUGGCUGGAGGGAAAGAAGAAAAUGUCUUCUUUUUAGACACUCUGCUAUCAGAGAUCCAGACGAAGAGGAGGAGGAGCAGUGCAACAUCCCUAGCCGUAGUCCUGAACGUGUCAGCCCCAACAGGUCCUCUCAAACAAGCCCAACUUCUGUGUACUGCAGUAGGUCCUCUUCUUCUCCUUUGUCAGGUGACGCAUUCUUGCGUAAUCCAGUAGGAUCACAAAGCAAAGAGAUCUUCUCUCAGUGGAAGCUUCAUCAAAACAUUCAGCUAAUGGGCAGCACAGAACUUCCACCUGCUCAUGACCCAUCUGUCGGGGUAAAGGAGGAGGCCUCACACAUCCAUACAGAGCAGCCCCUUCCUCAAGCACCACAGCCAUAUCCUACACAUGGACCGUCCGGAGCAGCCAGAGCCCACUACCUUCCCAUGUCCACUGGGCUGAAGCUAGAGAUCCCCUUACAGCAUGAUGACUGUUCAGAAGUGCGAGUUAGUCACGCCCACAAACAGCACUCUGUCCCUCACAUCACUUCCAGUCUUGAAAUGCUGAGGCCAGUCACAUCUCCAGCAAUAGCGGUGCGUCUCCAAACAGACACCCUGACCCCAGCAUGUGCCAUUUACACCACGCUGUCCCAAUCCACCUCUCCCAGGCCGCAGGAGGCAGUUGAUGCUGUCUCACAUAAUAUCUCAACAGCUGAAUACAGAAACCACAGGAACAUGAGUCCAGAUCUUCAGCUAUGGUCCGAUGAUGGCCUGAGAUUAUCAGGCUCAGGGGGCAAUAAGCGUAUGCUUUCUCCUUCAAACAGUAUAGAGCUCCCCCCUGAGUCACAACAGCAGCAGAAAAGGGUAAAAGAAGAGGAGGAGAGGGAGGUGGGAUGUGCUGACAAGGCAACAGUUGACACGUGCAAUCAGGAGCUCAAGCAGGAGAGUCAGUCAUGUUUACCAGGUGUUUCCUCUCCCGUCUCACAUGUUGGACCUUCAUUCCCCAGCCUGCUGUCCAGCACCUGUAAUAGCUGGUGCUAUUUGAACUACAUUAAACCAAACCCCUCUGCUCUGGAUGAACAGAAGCCCUCAGUGUAUUCAUCGUGGUCUACUAGCGGCUAUGACCCCAACCCACCUGGCCUCUCCAGCAAAACAGCUCUGUCUCUGCUGCACUGUAAGCAGAGGCUCAGUCCCUCCAUCUACACUAUAUCCCCCAUGUCAGUCCAGACAACUGAGUCAGUGGAGCAAGAGGACAACAAAAGACCCUGCCUCACUGAGGUUUACAACAGCCAGACACACCGCAGAGACCAUGAGGGAACGGGGAAGGGACAGACGUCAGCAGAUCACAACAGGUCAGACAGAAAGGAGGAGAAGGAGGAGGAGAAGACACAGCAGCAGCAGGAGGAGGAGGAGGAGGAGAAAGUCCACUUUUGCUCUAGAAAUAAACAACCUCCUGAAGUCUGGAUAUCUGAGAGCGGAUCAGAAAAGAAGUAUGGCGUAAUGCACAGCGGAGGUGGAAGGAAGUGUCAAAGUGAGGAUGCUGGAUCCCACUGCAAGAGUACUGGUGUGCUUUCCACAGAAUCACCACCAUAUAACUGUAAUCGCUGUAACAGCACUUUCAAAGCUAAAGGAAUCUGCGAACACCAAUCCAUUCACCCAGACCAACAAAAACAUCAUCAAUGCUCUGUUCAGGGUGGAGAUCAUAACGAUGUAAAGGACAAAGAUGACAGACGUAAAGAAACCAGCAGGUCCACUGUGGUUGAGAGAUCUGACAAGGAGAAAGCUCAUCCAGGAGGCCAGCCAAUGGAGCCUGAACACAGCCCAUCCCUCCCAGCUACCCCCAAAGAUUCUACCCACAGGGGCUCGGCCAGCGCCAGGAGGGCCCUGUUCGCCCGCAGACGCCUCGACGCUUCAGCAUCAGUGUCCUCUGGAGGCUCCCGUUCUCCAAGUACUCAUACCGUAACUCCACAAAGGGAGCUGUCUCCACCUUGUAGCCCAUCACCCAGGCCUCGCCACUCCCCCACUCCUACUUCAUCAUCCCUCUCUCCAUCCAGUUGUCAUGUCUCCACCGCCCCACAGAGGCCAGUCUCCCCUGUUAGAGGCCUCUCCCCUGUUAUACUCCAGUCCCAGGGAACGGACUCUUCUGGGCCUCCAGGGUCCCUGGCAGACAACUCUGCUCAGACUCUUCAUCCAAGGGGCCAACCAUCAACAGCAAGACUGUCUGUGGCUGAGGUCGGUCUGACCCACGUCACCCCACACCCCCAACGGCCUCGUGGAGCCCACAACCUCCUGAGCCACCUCCCUCUGCACUCACAGCAGCCGAGCAGGGCCCCGAACCUCCUGAUCCCGAUUGGGGGGAUUCACAUGAUCCAGCCCAGGUCCCCACUCCCUAUGUACAAGCUGGUGAGCAGCCCCGCAGCAGCCCCAGCUAACCCCACAGGGACGGGGGCGUCCAGGAGACCGAGCGACGCUCCGAAGGGAAGACUCGCUCUGCCGCAGCGGUGGGACACUCUCAAAGAGACGUUGCCCAGCAGCCAAGCCAGCCCGCCGCACCCCGGGGCAUCGGGGCAAAUGCCUGUGGGUGCUCGAUUACACAGAAAGAGCCAAGGAUGCUUCGGCGUCCAGCAACCAUCGAGUCCCGGGACAGAGACGAGGCACGCAGAGGUGAGCAGAGAUGCACCUGUUACCGAGAGGCGAGUUUACCCCGAGACCACCCAAGGCCAAAAAAAGGCUCCUUCCUCCCAGACGCAGCUCUGAUCGGAGGCAGAGUCCGAAGGGACAGUGCAAAAAGACUGAGGACCAGUCUGUGGGUGAGACACUUACACCACACUCUGGUUCAGAGUCGGACGACAAAAAGGCAAGAGCACUUGAGCACCGCUUCUGAAUGACGCUGUUAUGUAAUUAUAUGAAUAAUAUAUAUAGACACUAUGUUAGAUAUGCAGUAUGUUUUGUAAAUCUUUUUUACCCUCUUGUUUGAUGUCAUCGGUGUUUAUUUAUUUAUGUGCUAUUAUGCAAAUUCUGUACUAUAUGCAAAAGCAGCUGGAAUGAAAAUAGACAAAGUUUUAAUCAAUUUCCCUAUUAACCCCGUCGACAGCUCUAAUAUACUAUUGCUGUGUUAAUGUACUGUAUUACCAAAAUGGAUAUAGAAAGGUACCACAAAUAUUUAUUCACCCUGACCAGUAUUUUGAAGUGCAAUUUUAUGUCAACAUUGUGGUUUGAAAUGUCAUUCUUAAAGGCUGUGAUUAUUAUUAUUAUUAUUAUUAUUAUUAUUAUUUGUCAGAUUUUUGUUGUCGUCUUUGUGUUAAAAGAAGCAGGGUUACGAUCAGCUCCUUUUUUCUAACAUCUUUAGGAAAUGAAGCAUCGGAUCGAGACAUUUGGAGUGCACUGACAAACGAUUUGAUAUCCAGUGGAAACCUGUUUCACAUGACAUGGUAGCUACGGUGCAGUUUUUUUUUCAUAAACAGAUACAUGUAUUUUUGUGUUGUUGCUUUUCUAAAUGAUACAAUCACUGUCAUUUUCAUGUUUACCAUUAAACUUCUCAUUUUUACAGAUUUAUAUUAAAA
Messenger RNA from Acanthochromis polyacanthus (spiny chromis), 6735 nucleotides. RefSeq names its product HIVEP zinc finger 3a (gene hivep3a). Gene Ontology annotation, cellular component: nucleus. The transcript has 6 exons. The record is from RefSeq and is a predicted model, not a curated record. Gene Ontology annotation, molecular function: RNA polymerase II cis-regulatory region sequence-specific DNA binding; DNA-binding transcription factor activity, RNA polymerase II-specific. Lineage: Eukaryota; Metazoa; Chordata; Actinopteri; Pomacentridae. Gene Ontology annotation, biological process: regulation of transcription by RNA polymerase II. The coding region runs from base 587 to 5929 and encodes 1780 amino acids.